Molecule: messenger RNA, 946 nt
Organism: Amaranthus tricolor (Joseph's coat)
Lineage: Eukaryota; Viridiplantae; Streptophyta; Magnoliopsida; Caryophyllales; Amaranthaceae
Product: coatomer subunit zeta-2-like
Exons: 6
Coding region: 126-680 (184 amino acids)
Biological process (GO): intra-Golgi vesicle-mediated transport; retrograde vesicle-mediated transport, Golgi to endoplasmic reticulum; intracellular protein transport
Cellular component (GO): COPI vesicle coat
Source: RefSeq, a predicted model, not a curated record
GAGUUACAAAAUAUCAUUAAAUUAAACUAAGGAAAAAAAAAAAAAAACUGAACAAAAAGCUCUUAUUAAGAGUUAACCUCGCCCCGACAACCGACUUCCUGUACAGAUCUCCGAUUCCAUCAACAAUGGCGUCUUUAUCUGCUUAUCGGGAUUCCUGUUCAUUAGUGAAGAACAUACUGUUGCUUGAUUCGGAAGGGAAGAGAGUAGCCGUCAAGUAUUAUACGGAUGAUUGGCCUACCAAUGCGGCAAAAUUAGCGUAUGAGAAAUCUGUGUUCACUAAAACUCAGAAGACUAAUGCUAGGACUGAAGCUGAGAUAACCAUGUUUGACAACAACAUUGUCAUUUAUAAGUUUGUCCAAGACCUUCACUUCUUUGUAACUGGAGGGGAUGAUGAAAAUGAACUCAUUUUGGAUGCUGUUCUACAGGGUUUCUUUGAUGCUGUUACUCUUUUACUAAGGAACAAGGUUGACAAAAGUGAAGCUCUUGAGAACUUGGAUCUCAUACUUCUGUGCCUUGAUGAGAUAGUUGAUAGAGGGAUGAUUCUUGAGACAGAUGGUAAUGUCAUUGCUUCAAAAGUUGCAACCAGUAGCGUUGAUCCUGCUGCACCCUUAUCGGAACAGACCAUAUCCCAGGCGUUGGCUUUGGCUCGCGAGCACUUAACCAGAUCUCUUUUGAGCUAAUCUGUUCCAGUGAACAAAUUGUCAGCCAUCUUGCGCUAUUCUUGAUUCUUCACCUGUCUCCUGCUUGAUGAUACAAUUGUCGUAGUGUACUUUUGUGGCUGAGUUUUAGAUUUCCUUUGUCAGAAUAGCUUUCUGCACUAUUGUAAAAGAAGAGAUUAUGUUUUUCCCCUUAGUUAAAUGCCUGAGACCAUCAAUUGGUAGCGAUAAAUACUGUGUAUAACUCGUUAAAUAUACAUCACCGCAAUAGCGAUUUCUCGUUUCCCUGA